AUGUCCUGGUUUCAAGCUUUUCGUGGAGAGUAUGGAUUCACCAACUAUGGAGAGAAAAGGACAGCCGUUACCAUGGAUGUGUCCCUUGCAGCAGUUAUAUACGCAUGCGCACUCAUAUCUUUGGCAACCCUGAUUGCUGCCGCUGGAAUUCGUGGGAAAGAACGCUGGUAUACACUUCUGAGAGUGCUGUAUAGUCUUGCUGUAGGUUCCACCAUUAUACUAUCAAUAUUUGGGUAUUGUUGGAUGGAGGGCCGGAGCAAGGUCAAGGCUCCGUACAUAUACAGAUCUGGGGCCAAGAUCCAGGGAGAGGUUGGGGUGAUGAUCGGACUUCGGAAGAUCAAUAUUACGUUGACAGGACGGUUCGAAUCAGGUGAUGGUGAAGUGUCCUACAAUGAAGAGAUAGCCUUUGACGGAGUAUCCGUUCCUGGUUCGGAACUAAAAGAGUGUUUGGUGAGAGGUCUGCCCGAUCCCGUUAUUGCUAUUAUCGAAUACCUGACGACUGAUCAAGGGGGGUUACGGUGGGGGCGUGGCUUCACCAUGGCGGGUUAUUUUGCGCACAUUUUAUUGUGGACCUCGUUUUCGUUUUGGUUUUUGGCGAAUAUCCUGCUAUGUAGUGUGGUUUUCUACGGAGCAGCAGUGUAUACUCUGACAGGAAUAUGCAUGAUUUUGUCAAACAUCGCAUACCACGUACUGCAACCAACAAAAGACAUGCGCAUGCUCUGCUCAGAUAGUGAUUUUGCUAUCAAAUAUGGCAUAUGUUUCUGGGCUGUUUUAACAGUGGGUGUACUUACCACAAUAGUCGGACUCGGGAUGAUGCUUCUUGAUUACUUCAACCCGAAGUGUCUCGCCACAUUCUUUAUGAUCGACAGCCAGUGUGGAGAUGAUCAGACAGAUACGUCACAACUGAACCUCAAAAAUCCCGUCAUUUACAAACAUGCAUCAGUAUCAGAAAAACAUGAGACGCCAUGUUUCACUCCCAGAUAUAGGAGUAACUAA
This is a messenger RNA of Ylistrum balloti, 996 nucleotides long. Its product is annotated as dual oxidase maturation factor 1-like. The record is from RefSeq and is a predicted model, not a curated record. Gene Ontology annotation, biological process: protein transport. Lineage: Eukaryota; Metazoa; Mollusca; Bivalvia; Pectinida; Pectinidae. Gene Ontology annotation, cellular component: endoplasmic reticulum membrane.